AUGACAGAAUCCAUUUAAUUUCGUGGACCAUUGGAAGUUGAAGGACCAGGUACUCAUUCUAUAUAUUUAGAUGACUUAGAUGAUGAUGACAACUAUAUGAGACCAGGCUUAGAAACUACAGGCUUACAUAAUCGUAAAUAAAAAGAUCAGCCAACUAAAAAGUCUCUAUACUUUGCAAUCAUAUGCUUCUUUGCAGGCUUAUUUUAUUUCUACUUUACAUAUGAAUCACCUAUAGCCAUUCAUCCUGAAUUUGCUACCAAAACUACAUUCGGAUGCAAUAGAUAACAAUAUUGGACUAAAUAAGGUUGUGAACCUAAUCCCAUUGGAUGUUAAUUAAGUGUUGAAAAGACAUCUUAUUGUGUAGUUUGUGAAUAAACUUAUUAUCUAUCCCUUAAAGGAAUUUGUGUUGAAGAAUGUUAAGAAUCAAAUGGCUAAUUUUGUACAUCUAAGAAUAAUACUAUGGUCUCAAACAUAUAUAAACCAAAAAAUGAUUCAUAUUCUCAGUUUGAAAUCCCUUACAUUUUGAUUCAUCAUCCAGACUCUGCUGGAUUACUGUAUAUUUCUGAUGUUGAACUAUUUAAAUUAGAACCAUUCCUAUCCCUUAAAUAUACAAUUGUUAAAUUUGAAGACUAUUUUUUAUUAAAUAACGAAGAGUUUCAUCUUGUCUUUAACGAUUUUUAAACAUUUAUAGAGUAAACAUUACUUGAUGGAAUAUAAAUCAAUAAGACCUAUGUUGCCUUUGAGGAAAGAUCUUAAGGUCUACUUUUCUAUUUAGCUUCUUCAAAUGUCACUGAUCCCAUAGUAUUAGUUUAACCAACCCAUUUGGAAGCAAAUUAAUUUUAUGAUGAUACCUAUGAAAUUUAAUCAUUUGAAGUCCUAUUUACUAAUAGAACUUUUAAUGUUACUGUACUUCAUACAGGAACUAUACCAGAUGAAAUUAAAUGCAAGAAACCAUAGAGAUUGAUGCCUGAAUUAGAUAAUUUGGAAGAUAAGUAUAAUUAUUAAUAUAUAAAUAGGGAUUAAAAAAAUGAUAGUGAAAUUAAAACAAUUGGAGAAGUUGACUGUUUUUAAAUAGAAGAAUCAUAAAUUAUUGAAAAAAUUGUACAUCCUAAUUGA
Molecule: messenger RNA, 1116 nt
Organism: Paramecium pentaurelia
Lineage: Eukaryota; Ciliophora; Oligohymenophorea; Peniculida; Parameciidae
Source: the annotation of a GenBank genome assembly